CGUUAAAAGGGAGAGGGGCGGAGCUGGGUACGUCCCGGGAGGGUGGAGCCUGACGCCGGAGGCACUUCACUCAACGGCUUCCUCCCGCGUCCCCCGGGGAAUGGAAGCCCGCGCCCCUCUACGAGGGGGAACCAUACUCUCCCCGAGGGAAUCCUGGGCGGCCCCCCUCUUCCUGGCUGCCCGGACCGCUCCGUCCUCGAACCAGCCGCAGCGAGGACACCCUGAACGGUCACUGAUAUGAGCACUGACAACCAGGGCUCUCCCAGCGGGGCCCCGGGCCGCUCUGAAAACGAGCGCCCCUCAGCAUCUGUCUCCCAGGGGCGCCGGUCCCACCGCCUAGACAGCUGGGGGCCUCCGCUAGGCUUCCCCCUGCCCGACCCGGCGGCUCCUCUUCCUCCGGGAAAUUUCGUCUACUACAGCCCGCCGUCCCGUAACGAACGCGGGCCCGUUUUCCGGUGGUGGGCUGGCGGGGUAGUACGCGUGGGGCGGGCCCACGGCACGAGGCCGGGGUGCAGAAACGCCGUGCACCGUCUUCUCAGGGCCCGCCGUCCGCCAGUCAGGCGGCCACAAUGGAGCCUCUCCACCCGCAAACACACGCCCACCCGCCCGCUCAGACGCGCGGGCUACCCCGGAGUUGCGGAGGGGAGGUACUGCGCAUGCGUGGGGGGAAGGGCGGGACGCAGGGGACGCACGGCCUGCGCGUCGGGGCGGAUGCAGUUCCGGCCGCUCCGGAGCCUCUGCUUCCGGCCCGCCCGGAGCCGCGCCCGCUGCAGGCCGCGCCCGCCGCCCUGCCCCGCCCCGUCCUGUCCCCCGUCGCUCGUCCCCGCCCCGGCCGAGCCGGUUGCAGCAGCAGCAGCAGCUGCAGCAGCAGCAGCGUCGGCAGUACCAGCUGCUCCUUCCCGGCGGUCGACCUCCGCGGGUCCCUCCCUGGCUGCAGGGCUAACCGAGGUAGAGGCAGCAGCACCGGCAGCUCCUUCCAGGCGGCCGACCAACCCGGGUUCCGCCCCGGCUGCAGGGAAAACCGAGGUAGAGGUGCCAGUACCGGCUGCUCCUUCCCGGCGGCCGACCAACCCGGAUCCCUCCCCGGCUGCAGGGAAAACCGAGGUAGAGGUGCCAGUACCGGCUGCUCCUUCCCGGCGGCCGACCAACCCGGAUCCCUCCCCGGCUGCAGGGAAAACCGAGGUAGAGGUGCCAGUACCGGCUGCUCCUUCCCGGCGGCCUCCGAUCUCCGCGGGUCCCUCCCCGGCUGCGGGGAAAACCAAGAUAGAGGUGCCUGUACCGGCUGCUCCUUCCCGGCGGCCAAACAACCCGGGUCCCUCCCCGGCUGCAGGGAAAACCGAGAUAGAGGUGCCAGUACCCGCUGCUCCUUCCCAGCGGCCUCCGAUCUCCGCGGGUCCCUCCCCGGCUGCAGGGAAAACCGAGGUAAAGGCGGCAGUACCGAGUGCUCCUUCCCGGCGGCCGACCACCUCGGGUUCCUCCCUGGCUGCGGGGAAAACCGAGGUAAAGGCGGCAGUACCGAGUACUUCUUUCCGGCGGCCUCCCAUCUCCGCGGGUCCCUCCCCGGCUGCGGGGAAAACCGAGGUGAAGGCGGCAGUACCGACUGCUCCUUCCCGGCGGCCAAACAACCCGGGUCCCGCCCCGGCUGCAGGGAAAACCGAGGUAGAGGUGCCUGUACCAGCUGCUCCUUCCCGGCGGCCAAACAACCCGGGUCCCGCCCCGGCUGCAGGGAAAACCGAGGUAGAGGUGCCUGUACCAGCUGCUCCUUCCCGGCGGCCAAACAACCCGGGUCCCUCCCCGGCUGCAGGGAAAACCGAGGUAGAGGUGCCAGUACCGGCUGCUCCUUCCCAGCGGCCUCCGACCUCCCCGGCUGCAGGAGAGACCGAGGCAGAGGGAGGACCCAGCGCCGCGCCGCCCGCCCCGGAGACCUCCGCCUCGCCCUCCGAGCGCCCCACCCUCGGGAGCAGCAUGGCAGAUAAUCUCAGUGAUGCCUUGAAGAAGCUGAAGAUAACAGCUGUUGACAGAACUGAGGAUAGUUUAGAAGGAUGCUUGGAUUAUCUGCUUCAAGCACUGACUCAAAAUAAUAUGGAAACAAGCGAAAAAAUCCAAGAAAGUGGAAUACUUCAAUUGUUUGAAACUCUGUUGAUUCCACAGUCUCCCUGCACAGCCAAAGUAGCUAACAUCAUAGCUGAAGUUGCCAAAAAUGAGUUCAUGCGAACUCCAUGUGUGGAUGCUGGAUUGAUUUCACCACUGGUGCAGCUGCUAAAUAGCAAAGACCAGGAAGUGCUGCUUCAAACGGGCAGGGCUCUAGGAAACAUAUGCUAUGAUAGCCAUGAGGGCAGAAAUGCAGUUGACCAAGCAGGUGGUGCACAGAUUGUAAUUGACCAUUUAAGGUCACUGUGCGGUAGAACAGAUCCCGCCAAUGAGAAGCUCUUGACUGUCUUUUGUGGCAUGCUGAUGAACUAUAGCAAUGAGAAUGAUUCCCUUCAGGCUCAGCUUAUCAAUAUGGGUGUUAUUCCUACCCUAGUGUCAUUACUGGGCAUCCACUACCAAAAUGCAGCUCUUACAGAAAUGUGUCUCGUAGCAUUUGGCAAUUUAGCAGAACUUGAGUCCAGUAAAGAACAGUUUGCCAGUACAAACAUUGCUGAAGAGAUGGUAAAACUAUUCCAGAAACAAACAGAACAUGAUAAGAGGGAAAUGAUUUUUGAAGUUCUUGCUCCAUUGGCAGAAAAUGAUGCUAUUAAACUACAGCUGGUUGAAGCAGGUUUGGUAGAAUGUCUACUACAGAUUGUUCAACAGAAAGUGGAUAGUGACAAAGAGGAUGAUAUUGCUGAGCUCAAAACUGCUUCCGAUCUAAUGGUUUUAUUACUUCUUGGAGAUGAAUCCAUGCAGAAAUUAUUUGAAGGAGGAAGAGGUAAUGUGUUUCAAAGGGUGCUGUCCUGGAUUCCGUCAAAUAACCACCAGCUGCAGCUUGCUGGAGCGUUGGCGAUUGCAAAUUUUGCCAGAAAUGAUGGAAAUUGUAUCCAUAUGGUAGACAAUGGAAUAGUAGAGAAACUUACGGAUUUACUGGACAGACAUGUAGAAGAUGGAAAUGUAACGGUACAGCAUGCAGCACUAAGUGCCCUCAGAAACCUGGCCAUUCCAGUUGUAAAUAAAGCAAAGAUGUUAGAAGCUGGGGUCACAGAGGCAGUUUUGAAAUUCCUUAAAUCCGAAAUGCCCCCGGUUCAGUUCAAACUUCUGGGGACAUUGAGAAUGUUAAUAGAUGCACAAGCAGAAGCUGCUGAACAACUGGGAAAGAAUAUUAAGUUAGUGGAGCGUUUGGUGGAAUGGUGUGAAGCUAAAGACCAUGCUGGUGUGAUGGGAGAGUCAAACAGACUGCUCUCUGCCCUCAUACGACACAGUAAAUCAAAAGAUGUAAUUAAAACCAUUGUACAGAGUGGUGGCAUCAAGCAUCUAGUUACCAUGGCAACUAGUGAACAUGUAAUAAUGCAGAAUGAGGCCCUUGUUGCUUUGGCACUAAUAGCAGCUUUAGAAUUGGACACUGCUGAGAAAGAUCUAGAAAGUACUAAACUUGUACAGAUUUUACACAAACUGCUAAUAGAUGAGAGAAGUGCUCCUGAAAUAAAAUAUAAUUCCAUGGUUCUGAUCUGUGCUCUCAUGGGAUCCGAAUCUCUACACAAGGAAGUACAGGAUUUGGCUUUUCUAGAUGUUGUAUCCAAACUUCGCAGUCAUGAGAACAAAAGUGUUGCCCAACAGGCCUCUCUCACAGAGCAGAGACUUACUGUGGAGAGCUGAGAACUGCCCCUCCCUGAUAAUGGCAUCGUCCUAUCUCUGGUUUCUCCUUUGUCCUCCAUCCGGGUGCCUCUUCUGCUUCGUUCUCUUCCGUAUCACUUGUGCAUGCGUGUAAUGUUGCAAUACCAAUCGAAGAACUCUGUAGGUACCUGCCUAAUAAGAUUUCUAAACCCAUAGUUAAUGUGAACAUGAAUUUGUCAAAAACAAGUCUCCACCCAUAACUGUUCUUUUGUAUUCCUGUUGCUUGAGCUACAUUAAGUAGAAUGUGCAUGUUGUAGUCCUAUGAUGAUGUUAACUUGGUACUACAUACUGACUUGCUCCUCACACUUGGUAAACUACAUAAUAAUGUACUGGUAAAUUAGCAAAAAACAAGAAUGCAGCAGGAUCUGUCUAGCUUAUUAAAGAUGAUAUUGAAUAGUAAAAAUAGCUCCUUUUUUUUUUUUCUUUUUUUUUUUUCGGUGCUUGGUAAGCACAGUGACCAAAAAACUGUAUGGCUUUUCAUUCAUUAGUCUUACCUACCAAUGUCAAACUCAUGGUACCUAGAGUUAAAUAAAAUCCAGUGCUCUAACUCUUUACCCUAUGGUUUCUCCUUCUUCCUAACUAUGUAGACUCUUGAAACUGCCACAAUCUUGGCCAAACUUCCCUGGGGUUUUUAAUUUCAUGGUUAAUUGGCUGUCAUCAGUAACCUGAUGUUGAAAACAUUUGUAGUUUUCAGUAUGAAACUACAGGGCUGGAAUCCCUUUUACACUAGUACAUCUUGGAUUUUUGGCUAUAUUUUAUAUAUAUAUGCAGUUUCACUUUAGAACUUUUUCACCAACUAAUCAGGGUUGUCCAACACUUGUCUGUAAAAGUCACUUUGGCAUUUGUUUUCAACUAAGGAAACAAAUGUAGCUCAUUGGAGACUGGAUUUUUUCCCCCCGUUUUUCAUCAUUCAGCAUAAAAGCAAGAGGUUUCCUCUCAUAGUCCUUUUAAAUCAUAUUAGAACUAGCAGGACAUAGGAAAGCAUUAAAAACCUUUGUCUAGAUUAAAGGAAGGAAGCAGGUUAUAAAGCCAUAGUAGCCAGUUCAGUUCAUUCUGCAGGUGGCCUCAUUCCAGUGGCUUUUAGAGUCCCAACUCCACUUCCCACAGGGAACUGCAGAUCUUAAAGGCUCUCAGGAAAGGUGACAGCACCGGCACCCAGGAGAGGAGAAGACCUCCUUGGAGAACCAUAAUGUACUCUUCACUGCCACUACCACCACCAAAUGGAUUGUUAGAGCUUUGAAACACAAUCUUUGUAAAUUAAUCAAAGCGUCCCUGUACAUACCUGCCUUCUCCCUGGGCCCAAGUUUGACAAACAAUGGCUGAGAGGUAGAAUAGGCUGCAAUGUGGAAGGACUGCAGAACAGAAUGGGCAGCCAGGGAUAGCGGCUCCUUCCUCUCCACAUGGUGUACCUCUCUAGGUGAUCAGAAUUGGACUUUGGACUCUGAAACAGCUAUAAUCCAAGAAAGUUAAAACCCCAGUGGAGAUAAAGAACCCUUUGACUGAAUAUUCCCCUGAUGCCCAAGAAAGGGACUGCUAUAUGCUACACUUACUGCAAGAAGGAUCUUGUUUAUUGUCUUCUCCUGGACUGGAUAGUGGACUAUAUUUUAUUAUAGUUUUGAAAGACAUCUGUAAUGUAAAGACUGUCCAUAUUAAUAACUAAAUAAAUAAGUUGUAUAUCAAACCAUA
Molecule: messenger RNA, 5496 nt
Organism: Pipistrellus kuhlii (Kuhl's pipistrelle)
Lineage: Eukaryota; Metazoa; Chordata; Mammalia; Chiroptera; Vespertilionidae
Gene: RAP1GDS1
Product: Rap1 GTPase-GDP dissociation stimulator 1
Exons: 15
Coding region: 238-3792 (1184 amino acids)
Biological process (GO): positive regulation of GTPase activity
Cellular component (GO): cytosol
Molecular function (GO): guanyl-nucleotide exchange factor activity; protein binding
Source: RefSeq, a predicted model, not a curated record